Microplitis demolitor is the source of this 1275-nucleotide messenger RNA. It is a transcript of the gene Rnf146, whose product is annotated as E3 ubiquitin-protein ligase RNF146. The transcript is spliced from 6 exons. Gene Ontology annotation, cellular component: nucleus; cytoplasm. The coding region runs from base 210 to 1058 and encodes 282 amino acids. Gene Ontology annotation, molecular function: poly-ADP-D-ribose binding; ubiquitin protein ligase activity; zinc ion binding. The record is from RefSeq and is a predicted model, not a curated record. NCBI's taxonomy places the organism in Eukaryota, Metazoa, Arthropoda, Insecta, Hymenoptera, Braconidae. Gene Ontology annotation, biological process: Wnt signaling pathway; ubiquitin-dependent protein catabolic process.
AGGGGGUAAAAAUAUCGCAGGUUCUGGCAGCACUGUGCAAGGUUGAUCAUUGAAAACAAAAAUACAAACAUGGCUGCCCAGCUGUAGUUUCCGGAAGUAUCGUAGUUGCAAUGCUGUAUGCAGAUUAGUUGAGUGUUUAUUUACAUCGCACUUGCAGUGAACGGUUGGUUGAAAUUUGAACGAGUUCAUUAUUUAAAGUAAAAUAUAAAAUGGCUCAAGCUAAACUAGAAACUAUAGAUUUAACAGACACUGAUAAACAUGAAAAGCAAGGUAACUCAUUAGAAUGCGCAGUGUGCCUUCAAACAUGUGUUCACCCAGCACGAUUACCAUGCAGUCAUGUAUUUUGUUACUUAUGCGUCAAAGGAGUCGCUAAUCAGAGCAAAAGAUGUCCCAUGUGCAGACAAGAAAUUCCACCAGAUUUUGUAGAAAAACCAAAUCUGAUCGAUGUAGAAGAAACUAAACAACCUGCUGCUGUUGUUGAUGAAGAGUAUCAGUGGUUUUACGAAGGACGAAAUGGUUGGUGGCAAUAUGAUCAGCGAACAAGUCAGGAACUUGAAACAGCUUACAAACAAGGAAAACGAACAUACGAAUUGUUGAUUGCGGGUUUUCUUUAUAUCGCAGACUUUGGAUCAAUGUUACAAUUACGUCGUAACGAUCCAUCACGUCAGCGUCGUAUCAAACGUGAUUUAUCAAAUGCACCUAAAAAAGGUAUUGCUGGUUUACGUCUUAAUCAGCAACAAGAUGAAGAACCAGUCUUUCGUGAAAUACGUGGAGCUGAAAGACCCGCUAGUCCCGCUAGUGAUACUACUGGAACAGGAGAUGGAUCAAGUACACCAGUACCCCCAAGUAACACUCCGCAGACCCCAGCAGGACAUUCCAGUGGAGAUGCUACACCUCUAACUGACAGGACGGAUCAACGAGCAGACUCUUUACAUCAGAUCAUAAUAAUUCAUCCUCCAUCCUGUGGCUCCAAUCCAACGCGUCGUACUCGUCCGAUGAAGAUAAUCAUUAAAUAUACGAACCAGUUUCAUCCAUUUUCCAGGCCGCCGAGGGGAUAGGGCUUCUUCAGUUACUUCCAUUAUCACUUCACAUCAUUUGAUUAUUUAAAGUAAAUAUCGAUUUCAUGGGCAGUUACUUUAAAGAAUUAUCCAUUCAAUUGCUCAAUAAAGGCUACAAGACUACAUUUGAGGAUCUAAAUUAUUAGCAUGGAUGAAAAAAAAGAAAGUAUUUUUUUUUAUAGGUUCCAAUAUCAAUAAAUCUGAUGAUGUGAACUUA